AUGAAAACAACUUGGUUUAUAGCCAUCACGGCCGCACUCGUUCAUACAAUAUGUGGAUUAUCAAUACCAACAACAAAAGAAAAUAAUGAGCCAAAGGUGCUGGGGUUGGAGACGAAGCGGCGGGUGCCUCGACGGAAUCCUAUCCACCGUGAUAAGCUAAGGAAACGAGGCACGUUUGAAGUCGGCUUAGACAACGAGGAAACACUGUACUUCAUCAACGGAACGAUCGGCACGCCCCCUCACGCAGUCAGGUUACACCUUGACACCGGCAGCAGUGACUUGUGGGUCAACACGCCGGCAUCACAACUGUGUACGUCGGGUAACAGCCCGUGUGCAUAUGCGGGCACGUACGCGGCGAAUACAUCGUCGACAUACCAGUACAUCGCCAGUAAUUUCAACAUCUCCUAUGUGGACGGGAGCGGCGCCAGCGGCGAUUACGUAUCGGACACGGUGACGAUCGGCUCGCAGAAAAUCGACCGCCUACAAUUCGGCGUCGGCUACUCCAGCACAAACGCCCAGGGCAUCCUCGGCAUCGGCUACCCGCUCAACGAAGUGCAGGUUAACAGGGCGCGACUCAAGCCCUACGACAACCUGCCGGCGCAGCUGGUCGCCGAGGGCGUGAUCCGCUCCAAGGCCUACUCGCUCUGGCUCAACGAUCUCGACGCCAGCACGGGUAACAUCCUGUUCGGCGGAGUCGACACCGAAAAGUUCACGCCACCCUUACGCUCGCUGCCCGUCGAAUCCGCCUCAAGCGUCCACGCCGAGUUCAUGCUCACCCUCACGAGCCUGCACCUCAACGACCGCGCCUUGGGGCCCUCGCCGAACCUCGCCAUCGCCGUGCUCCUCGACACCGGGUCUUCCCUAACCUACCUCCCCGACCCUCUCGUAGCAGACCUCUACGCGGCCGUCGGAGCCGUCUUCAACACCGACGCCAACGCCGCCUACGUGCCCUGCUCACUCGCCCGCAACACGACCACCCAGCUGGGCUUCACCUUUUCCGAGCCGACCAUCUGGAUCGGCAUGGACGAGCUGGUGCUGGACCUCGUCACCUCGUCCGGCCGCCGCCCGACUUUCUCCGACGGUACCCCGGCGUGUCUAUUUGGGAUUGGCCCGGCGGGCAGCGCGGGUAGCGGGAACACGUUUGUUCUGGGGGAUACGUUUUUGCGGUCUGCAUAUGUGGUGUAUGAUUUGGAUAAUAACCAGAUUGCGCUGGCGCCGACGAGGUUUAAUUCAACGACGAGUAAUAUCAUGGAGAUUGGAACCGGGGCGGGGGCUGUGCCUGGUGCGACCAAGGUGCAGAACCCCGUGCGCGCGACGGAGGGGCUGAGAGGACUGAAUGCUGCGUCAGCGGCAGCGACAACUGGGAGGGCCGGCGGGGCGAAGGGGGCAUUUGCGGUGGCUGUUGGUUUGGCCAGCGUUGUGGCCAUGUUAGGUGGGAUGCUGUGA
Messenger RNA from Dichotomopilus funicola, 1446 nucleotides. Its product is annotated as aspartic peptidase domain-containing protein. Lineage: Eukaryota; Fungi; Ascomycota; Sordariomycetes; Sordariales; Chaetomiaceae. The coding region runs from base 1 to 1446 and encodes 481 amino acids. The transcript is spliced from 2 exons. Gene Ontology annotation, molecular function: aspartic-type endopeptidase activity. The record is from RefSeq and is a predicted model, not a curated record. Gene Ontology annotation, biological process: proteolysis.